Messenger RNA from Canis lupus familiaris (dog), 2677 nucleotides. RefSeq names its product natural killer cell cytotoxicity receptor 3 ligand 1 (gene NCR3LG1). Gene Ontology annotation, cellular component: external side of plasma membrane. Lineage: Eukaryota; Metazoa; Chordata; Mammalia; Carnivora; Canidae. The record is from RefSeq and is a predicted model, not a curated record. The coding region runs from base 79 to 987 and encodes 302 amino acids. The transcript is spliced from 6 exons. Gene Ontology annotation, biological process: T cell costimulation; immune response; cell surface receptor signaling pathway.
GCCCCGCCCCGGUGUCUUCCUUCGCGGCGCGGCCCCGGGGGCCUGGGGCUGGUGCGCGCGGCCUCCGCUCGUCUGGCGAUGGCGCACGGGCCGCCGCUCCUGCUCCUGCCCGCGCUCCUGCUCCUGCCGGCGCUCCUGGUCCUGGUCCUGUGGUUCGGGACGGCCAGCUCAGGUCUCCUGCAAGUGGAGAUGGCAGGGAAGACUCAGAAGGUGCUCCUAAAUGAUACUGCCACCAUUGUCUGCAAAAUCCAUGGUUACCACCAUCUGGACAUCACAGUAAUGGGUAUUACCUGGUAUUGGAAGCAUCAGGCCUCUGCAACGGAAGUUAAACUGUUUGAGUUUUUUGGUGACCAUCAAAUGAUAUUACGAUCUGGAGCCUACGUGUCUCAAAGGAGGCUGCAAAGGGGGGAUGCCUCCCUCCAGCUGCCAGGCGUCCAGCUGAAGGAAGCAGGAGAGUACCGAUGUGAGGUGGUGGUCACCCCUUACAAAGCAGUGGGAACAGUCAACCUGGAGGUUGUGGCUUACCCCGUCAGCAGCUUGUCUCCAGAGCAAGCCAUGGUGAAAGAAAAUGAAGAACAACUUAUUUUGUGUAUGGCAAGUAGGUUCUACCCCAAGAAUAUUACCAUAACAUGGAAAAAGUGGACCCCAAAGGAUCCCCAGUAUCUGGAGGUUUCUGAGGGCAUCAUUACUAAUGGUACCACCGAAGAUGAGGAUGGCAUGUUUAGUGUCACUAGUUACUUGAUGGUGAAGCCCUCUUUGGAAGACAAUAUGACUGUCUAUCAGUGUGUGGUAUGGCAUGAAUCCUUGCCAAUCUCCCAGAGCCGCAACUUCACCUUGAUUGUGACAGUUUCAGAGACUGAAGGUUUGUGGUCAUUGUGCCAUGCCAGCAUGGAUGGAAACAGAGAAGACAACUUCUGUUUGGAAGAACAUUGUUAUCAGCAUUAUAGUAAUAAUCUUCGUAAUUGUACUGGUUAUAUGUAUUUUUAAGAGAAAGGAACUAUGCCAAAAAAAUCCCUUAUCCUCUACCUUAAGAGCUUCUCCUCAGAACAUCCAAAAUGAUAUAGGGGAAGGACUGAAGAACUAUAAUGAGGUGUUUUCAUUAUGAUGUAUUCAUGGCUUAUUCACAUGGAGGAACCAUAGAAGAACACUGGAAAUUCCUACACAGAAAGAUUUCUCAGCGAAUGCAUAAGUACCUGAAAUUACUUUUCCCAGUGGCUUAGGUAGCUUGCCCAAGAGCAGACUGUUCAAGACAUUUUCUUUUAUAACUUCCUGCCAAUUGUCUUAUCCAAGAAAAAGAAAGCAACACUUUCCAAAGAAGACAUACAGAUGGACAACAGACUCAUGAAAAGGUGCUCAACAUUACUGAUCAACAGGGAAAUCAAAACCACAAUGAGAUACUACUUCACACAUAUCAGAAUGGAUAGUAUCAGAAAGACAGGAAACAACAGGUGUUGGUGAGGAUGUGGAAAGAAGGGAGCCCUAGUGCACUAUUGAUGGGAAUGUAGAUUGGUAGUAGCCACUAUGGCAAACAGAAGGGAAGUUCCUCAAAAAAGUAAAAAUAGAACUACCAAAUGACCCAGCAAUUUGACUUCUGAGUAUUUACCUGAAGAAAGUGAAAACACUAAGUAUACAAGAUCUAUGUCCCCUUAGAUCAUUGAAGCAUUAUUUACAAUAUAUAAGAUAAAGAAACUUGUGUCCAUUGAUGGAUGAAUGGAUGAAGAAAAUGUGAUAUAUAUAUAUAUAUACACAUAUAAUGUAUAUCUAUAACAUCUAUUAUAUAAUGUAUGUGUAUAAUUAUAUAUAAUGUGAUACACAUCCAUCCAUACACAUAUAUAAUGAAAAAUAUAAUAAUAGAAUAUUAUUCAUCCAUAAAAAAAGAACAAAAUCUCCUCAUUUGCACAACCACAGAUAGACCUUGAGGGUAUUAUGCUAAAUGAAAUAGAGAAAGAUGAAUACCAUAUGAUCUCACAUUUGGAAUCUAAAACUUCUUUUUUUGAAGAUUAGUUAGUUAUUUAUUCAUGAGGGACACAGAGAGAGGCAGAGAUACAGGCAGAGGAAGAAGCAGGCUCCCUGCCUGGAGCCUGUUGCGAGACUUGGAGGGCUACUCUCCUCCAUACCACCCUGGAAUCACGACCUGAGCCAAAGACAGAUGCUGCACUGUUGAGUCACCCAGGUGCCCUCACAUGUGGGCUAAAAACAAAAAGAAAAACCUAAGCCCGUAGCUAACAGCACAGUGCUAGGUGCCAGGGGUGGAGUGGGUGGAUGAAAUGGGUGAAGGUGGCCAAAAGGGAACAGACUUCUGGUUAUAAAAUAAAUUAUGGGAAUAUAAUACACACCACGGUGCCUAUAGUUAAUAAUACUGUAAUGCAUAUUUAAAAGUUACUGAGAGUAAAUCUUAGUUUACAAAAACUUUUGAGAAAAAGAUUUUUAUAACUAUCGUGACAGAUGUUAACUAUACUUAUUGUGGUGCUUUUUUGCAAUACAUAACAACUUUUGAAUCAUGUCCACCUGAAACUGAUAUAAUAGUGUAUGUCAAUUAUACCCUUCCCCCCAAAGUAACACUUAAAUUUCUAUACUGUGGCCUGUUUCCGUUUCAAAUUCUGCUUCUUAGUUCAAUGAGAGUGACCUAUCCAUGCUAAUAUGUGAAUAAACAUAUUCAUCUGCACUUUUAACUUAA